Molecule: messenger RNA, 1334 nt
Organism: Ochlerotatus camptorhynchus
Lineage: Eukaryota; Metazoa; Arthropoda; Insecta; Diptera; Culicidae
Exons: 2
Source: RefSeq, a predicted model, not a curated record
AUGCAGAUCAACGCACAUGAGGAAAACAUCGAACCAGAACCUGACACUUCAAGUCAGCUGGACGAUUCAACUCUGGAGUCGGACGACGAUGACUACUUCGUCGACGACGAGAUAAAUUUUCACGUGGAAGAAGUAACGGGAAUAAGAAACCAUUUGACUGAUACAUUUUUAUAUAAACUCAAAAUUACAAAAAACAAAUUGAACAGUUUGUAUCCCAGAAGACACAAAAGAGGUUUGAUAAAUGCAUUAGGAAGUGUGAUUAAAUUUGUUGCAGGAAACCCAGACCAAGAUGACAUUGAACUCAUACAGCAUAACUUAGGAAACAUUCAAUUUGCAGAAAAUCACAUUAUAAAAAAUCAAAAUAAACAGAUUAAAAUUAACAAUGAAUUGCAAAAAACAGUAAACAAAGUGUCAAUUACAGUAGCUAAAAUAGUCAAACAAUUAAGAACAAAUAGUGGAAAUAUUAGGAAAGAUGUUGAAGAAAUUAACUUAAUUCUGAAUUUGGAUAUAAUAAUACAAACACUAGAAGACAUAGAAGAGCAGUUUAUAUUUUCAAAAUCAAAUAUUUUAAACAAAAAUAUCUUAUCAUCCGCAGAUAAAGAUUACAUUAUUGAAUUUUUCAAAAAUCAAGGAAUUAAACUUCAUUUCGAGGACCAAAUUUUCAAAUUUGUUAAUUGCAUUGCAAUACUCAAAGAUGAUCAUGUAGAAAACGAGGAGUAUGACUUAAUACAAUUAGAGACGACCAACAUUAAUAGAAGAAGAAUCAACUUGGAUACUCAAUACGUAGCCAAAUACAAGAAGUUCAUCUACAAGCAGAGCGACAAAUGCGUUUUAUGCGACAACACUCACAAACUUAACGAUGGGUUCGUCUACAACAUACUUACCAACCAAGCAGCCACGUGCAACAUGUCCAAAGAUAACAACCAAAUCAUAAUUAGAGAUAUCACUCCAGGCAUCAUACUACUGGACAGCAGAAGAGGUGUCCACGUAUUAGACUCCUGCGGAGACGACCGAAUCAUAGAAGCCCCUACAAUCAUAGAAACUGAAAACUGCACGGUAAAAAUCCUAAACCAAACAUUUUUACAAAAUUUUCAAACCACAUCGAGUCCCGAGUUUUCUACACCGAUCUUCGGGAAGCAAAAGAAACCGAACAAUCAUCCCCCAAGCAUGGAAGAAAUCCACCAAGUGAAUUUGGAAAACCUGGAAGAACUCACAAGGAUUCGAUUGCAGCUUUUCAAAUCACAAACGAUUGGAGGAUUCGCCAUUGCCUCCAUAACCAUUUUUCUUUUGAUUGUAGUCUCCACAUCUCCACAGAUAUCGAAAGCAUUGUCGUG